This is a messenger RNA of Dalotia coriaria, 1173 nucleotides long. It is a transcript of the gene sturkopf, whose product is annotated as lipid droplet associated hydrolase sturkopf. Gene Ontology annotation, molecular function: lipase activity. Gene Ontology annotation, biological process: lipid storage. The coding region runs from base 137 to 1042 and encodes 301 amino acids. The transcript has 3 exons. The record is from RefSeq and is a predicted model, not a curated record. NCBI's taxonomy places the organism in Eukaryota, Metazoa, Arthropoda, Insecta, Coleoptera, Staphylinidae. Gene Ontology annotation, cellular component: lipid droplet.
AUAAAGUGUAUGGUUUUUUUGUGUCUACCUGUUUCCUACUUGUUUGUGAGAAUAUCGACUUUGUAAUUUACUUUGAAGGUUAUAUUCAGCUACAUGACUAGUGAGUCAGUUGUGAUUCUGUAGACAUUCCGCAAACAUGCGUGCUGCGUUUGUAAAGAUAAAUCAAGUUCCUACGCGGGUUGCCUGCUGGGGAAAAUGGAUAGAAGAAUCAUUCAGCGAAGAUGAUUGUAAGGAUAUAGUGCUCAUGAUUGCUGGGAAUCCAGGUAUCACUGGGUACUAUGAGCAGUUUCUGCAGACUAUUCACCAGGAGACAGGGUACAAUGUCUGGGCUCUUAGUCAUGCAGGUCAUGAAGAUCCACAAUCGGAGAGAAUCAUGAAGAUGCCUCGGUUGGAAGGUAAUUCGGACUUGUACAACUUAAAAGGACAAAUUGCUCAUAAAAUUGCAUUUGUAAAACAAUAUGUGCCCUCGGAUGCAAGAGUUCACAUCUUGGGUCAUUCCAUUGGUGCAUACAUGUGUACAAAUAUGCUGGAUGAUCCUAGAAUUCACAAAGCAUAUUUACUCUUUCCAACUAUUGAAAGAAUGGCAGACUCGCCCAACGGACGCUUUUAUGUUCGUUUCGUGCAACGAAUUCAAACUAUUUUACUUAUCCUGUCAUAUUUAUUCUCCCUAUUGCCGCAAAUAAUUCGUAAUUUAGUUGGAGUUGUAAUACUGUAUCUAGGCGGGUUUGAUCGCGCUUUUCUACAGCCUAUGCUAACAUUAAGUUCUCCUAGCGUCGCGCGAAAGGUCAUGUUUCUUGCAGAUGAUGAGAUGGCCAGUGUGAGACAGCGUAACGAUGCGUUGAUCAAAGCUCAUCAGGAUAAGAUUGUUGGUUAUUAUGGGCAAACAGAUGGUUGGACACCGAUUAAAUACUACGAGGACAUUCGCAGGGACAUCCCUGGUGUACAGGUCCAACUUGCAAGCAAAGAAUUUGAACAUGCGUAUGUUUUAAAACACAGUCGGGAAGUGGCGAUGGUUAUAUCAGAUUUAAUUCGGGCAAAUUAGGUUGAUUUAUUUAUUUAUUAGAACAUUCCUAUAGAAUAGAGCAAAGCAUCACACUAUACAUGAGAUUAAUAAUUUACUAGGCGUCAAAGGUGUUUGUUUAUAGUUGAAAUACAGUUUUAUUAUCUUUGGAA